Molecule: messenger RNA, 1967 nt
Organism: Trichomycterus rosablanca
Lineage: Eukaryota; Metazoa; Chordata; Actinopteri; Siluriformes; Trichomycteridae
Gene: grb2a
Product: growth factor receptor-bound protein 2a
Exons: 6
Coding region: 298-951 (217 amino acids)
Biological process (GO): signal transduction; regulation of MAPK cascade
Cellular component (GO): COP9 signalosome; nucleoplasm; cytoplasm
Molecular function (GO): epidermal growth factor receptor binding; phosphotyrosine residue binding
Source: RefSeq, a predicted model, not a curated record
GAGAAGCGGAGGGGAGAUUUCUGCUCUUUUACAGGUUUUAAAAAGCAACAAAACGGUUUUAUUGAAUAUUUAAAACUAUAAAUAUUAAAUCGAGAUGGUUAUUGGAUGAUUUUGUUUGUAUCGCGUGGUUAAACAGAAUGAUAAUGAUGUCUUUUGUUGUGGAGAGUACAGAUGAGAGAGCUGAAAGCUGUUUGAGACGGAGACUUCAUCAUUACUGAAGUAAAAUUGACUUCCUUCACCAACGUGUCAUAAAGAUUAUUAUUAGUUAAACAGUAUCAGGAUUGUACGGCCUCUGCCAUGGAGGCGAUCGCCAAAUACGACUUCAACGCCACUGCUGAGGAUGAACUAAGUUUCAAGCGUGGGGAGAUACUGAAGGUGUUAAAUGAAGAAUGUGAUCAGAACUGGUACAAAGCCGAGCUGUAUGGCAAGGAAGGCUUCAUCCCCAAAAACUACAUUGAGAUGAAACCACACCCGUGGUUCUAUGGGAAGAUCCCGAGGGUGAAGGCAGAAGAGAUGCUGAACAAACAAAGACAUGAUGGAGCAUUUCUCAUUCGAGAGAGCGAGAGCUCACCAGGAGAUUUCUCCCUCUCUGUCAAGUUUGGGGCCGAUGUGCAGCACUUUAAGGUUUUACGUGACGGGGCGGGGAAGUACUUCUUGUGGGUGGUGAAGUUUAACUCCCUAAACUCUCUGGUGGAUUAUCAUCGAUCUACAUCUGUCUCUAGAAACCAGCCCAUCUUUCUGAGGGACAUCGAACAGGUACCACAGCACUCGUCAUAUGUACAGGCUCUGUUUGAUUUCGACCCUCAGGAGGACGGCGAGCUUGGUUUCAGGCGUGGUGAUUUCGUGCAGGUUCUGGAUAACUCAGACCCGAACUGGUGGAAAGGGGCGUGUCACGGCCAGACCGGAAUGUUCCCUCGUAACUACGUCACGCCCGUUUCACACAACAUGUGAACACAUGCAUACAUUAAUAACCAAACACUCCAACCAUCAGAUGGGUGAUGGUUCCUGCUGGGUUGCCAUGAAAACAGAAGGAGGGAAAACCUGAAUGGGAUUGAUGCGUUGAGUUGUGGUCGGGGGACUGUACUUGAUGCUGAUUGGCUGGAAAGUGCUGCUUUCUGCUGAACUGUAUUAGUAUUAUGGCUGAGAAAAAAAACGGAAUGGACAUGAUGUGAGCAGUAUUGAGACUUUCAGCUUAAACUCGGCGGGAUUCAUUCCACCUCGUUAUUAUUGUCUUUUAAUAUUUUAUAGUUUGUAGUGUUUGUGUGUGUUAUUCUUAUUAUUGCUGCUUUCAAAAGAUGUUUUUUCAGUAUUCACAUAAAUUAUUGUGAAUUUACUUCUUAGAUAACACAUGAGAUUCUGCAUUAGUGUACGUAAUAUGACCGAUAUGAAGCUUUGUGAAUACCUGUCACCUAAACAUAACAUCAUAACACAAAGUUAUUAUUUAUGGCAUUAGCAUCAUUUUGUGAACAUCUUAGGUGUGACUUUGCAGAGAUUUUUUUUACCUCAGGUACUUCAACAGAACACCAAAUAAUAGGACUGAUGUUAGUAGAUUUUGAGGCACAAUAGCAUUUAAUUAUUUUUGCUCUGUCCAAUAUUUAAACAGGGCUUGACGGGGUGAUAUAAAGGGAAAAAACAAAACACUUGUGCUUUUAAAGGUGUUUUGAGAUUCCCCUCCCUCCUAAACCAGUGCCUGUUGAUGUCAUGGGACCAGUGGUGUCAUUCCAGUUCAUAUUACUGUAUAAAAUUGUGACUGCGCUUCACUAAACCACACUCACUAUUCUGACCGCCAUCUCUUUCUAUAAGUGCAUUAUGAAUCAUAUGAGUGUGAUUCAGAAUCAGAUGUCUGAUGUGCUAUCUUAAUCAUUCAGGUUUGAGAAGUUGUAUGAUGUGAGAUGAUGUCAUGAUGUUACUGCAUUUACUGUGGAUUGCUGACCAUGUGACAAAAAAUAAAAAUAGAGGUUCAUAAA